ACGUCCAAGGUAAUUUUGAAGAAAUUUGCGAUAAAUUCACCAAAGUUUGUGAUAUUAUGUCGGUGCAUACGAUCCCGCUGGUUACACCUUUCAUCCGAGGCCCGAGAUUCCCGUACAGAAAGAGCAAGUCGCCGUUCUUUCCCGGCGUGGAGGAGGCGGCGGUGGCGGGCGGCGCCGCCGGCGCCGGCUCGCCGGCGGGGCCCGACCAGGCUCAGGAUGUCGUCUCGAGGCUCAGCGCUGCCGGUCUUUCGAUGUGCGUGAGUGCACUCGGCUCGCCGGCGCGGUCGUCGCCGGUCUCCGCCGGUUCGGAGCACGGCGAACGGUUCAGCCGGAAAGUGUUUGUCGGCGGGCUGCCGCCAGAUAUUGAUGAAGACGAGAUAACGUCGUCAUUCCGGCGCUUCGGUCCGCUGGUGGUGGACUGGCCCCACAAAGCGGAGAGCAAGAGCUACUUCCCGCCGAAGGGCUACGCGUUUCUACUCUUUCAGGACGAGAGCUCCGUAGCGGCGCUGAUGGAAGCCUGCAUAACCGACGAAGACAAGCUCUAUCUGUGCGUGUCGUCGCCCACCAUCCGCGACAAGCCGGUGCAGAUCCGGCCGUGGAAGCUGGCGGACGCGGACUUCGUGCUGGACGCCAGCAUGCCGCUCGAUCCGCGCAAGACUGUCUUCGUGGGUGGCGUGCCGCGCCCGCUGAAAGCUGUGGAGCUGGCGAUGAUAAUGGACCGGCUGUACGGCGGCGUGUGCUAUGCUGGCAUCGACACCGACCCCGAGCUCAAGUAUCCUAAGGGCGCGGGUCGCGUGGCGUUCUCGAACCAGCAGUCUUACAUCGCGGCCAUUUCUGCGCGCUUCGUCCAGUUGCAACACGGCGACAUCGACAAGCGUGUUGAGGUGAAGCCAUACGUGCUGGACGACCAGAUGUGCGACGAGUGCGCGGGCGCGCGCUGCGGGUCCAAGUUCGCGCCGUUCUUCUGCGCGAACGUCACCUGCCUCCAGGACGAUUACCACCUCUGA
This is a messenger RNA of Ostrinia furnacalis (Asian corn borer), 1007 nucleotides long. RefSeq names its product cytoplasmic polyadenylation element-binding protein orb2 (gene orb2). Gene Ontology annotation, cellular component: cytoplasm; neuron projection; synapse. The coding region runs from base 57 to 1007 and encodes 316 amino acids. NCBI's taxonomy places the organism in Eukaryota, Metazoa, Arthropoda, Insecta, Lepidoptera, Crambidae. The record is from RefSeq and is a predicted model, not a curated record. Gene Ontology annotation, molecular function: translation factor activity, RNA binding; mRNA 3'-UTR binding; mRNA regulatory element binding translation repressor activity. The transcript is spliced from 9 exons. Gene Ontology annotation, biological process: negative regulation of cytoplasmic translation.